Messenger RNA from Nerophis lumbriciformis (worm pipefish), 882 nucleotides. Lineage: Eukaryota; Metazoa; Chordata; Actinopteri; Syngnathiformes; Syngnathidae. The record is from RefSeq and is a predicted model, not a curated record.
UUGAGAUCCAUGGAAGUGGCCGGUUUCUACGACGAGGGCGGCUUUGCUAUCCACGCGAGAGACGGCAUUCUCAACCCGGGCGGCUCAUACUGGAGGCUCGGAGACUCGAUGACGGAGUUGGGCAUCGAGGAGCGAGAGAGAGCGAUCGACUUUAGCGUCUACUUGGAUCCGGCGGCCGCCGCCGCCGUGCACUGCCCGCAGCUGGCGGCGCACUCGCACCCUCCCCAGGGCGACGUCUUCUCCGACUUUCUGGCCGAGAACAAGCUCAAGAGAGCGGCCACUUUUAAGAACUACACGCUGCUCAACGAGCUGGAGGCGGCUCAGAGAGACGGUCCGAGGGACCCCCGGGGUCCGCCCUACGGGUUGAGCUACGGCGACCUCCAGGAGACGCGCGUGGACAGUGUGCUCGCCUCUGAGCUGGUCCGCUACCGCGCCUCUAGAGACGACAGCAACCAGGAGGACGCCAAGAUGGACAACGGCUCGUCCGCUUUCGACAUGCGCCCCUACCUGCAGUACCAGUCUACCGGGAGCAGCGUAGGCAACAUCUCCACGGCGUCGUCCACUUGCUCCAGCCCGCCCGGAACCCCCGCGCCGGCCACUCAGGGCAGGUCCCCGAGGUCCCCGUCGCACGGGACCAAGCUCUCCGGCGGCAAGACUAAAAAGCGCCUGGACAAGGACAGCGACGAGUACCGGCAGAGGCGCGAGAGGAACAACUUGGCCGUGCGGAAGAGCCGCGACAAAGCCAAAAUGCGCAACUUGGAGACGCAGCACAAAGUGUUAGAACUGGCGGCUGAGAACGAUCGUUUACAGAAGAGAGUAGAGCAGCUGUCCAGGGAGCUGGCCACCCUGCGCAACCUGCUCUCGGCCACCGGACAGUGUUAA